Trachymyrmex cornetzi is the source of this 1801-nucleotide messenger RNA. RefSeq names its product SAPK-interacting protein 1 (gene Sin1). NCBI's taxonomy places the organism in Eukaryota, Metazoa, Arthropoda, Insecta, Hymenoptera, Formicidae. The record is from RefSeq and is a predicted model, not a curated record. Bases 226 to 1587 code for a protein of 453 amino acids. Gene Ontology annotation, molecular function: phosphatidylinositol-4,5-bisphosphate binding. Gene Ontology annotation, cellular component: plasma membrane; cytoplasm; TORC2 complex. Gene Ontology annotation, biological process: TORC2 signaling. The transcript has 7 exons.
UGUCACUGACUCAACUAUAUUACUAUAGUUACUACCUGCCGGCAAUUGUAGCGACCUAGCGAACUUCACGAUGUUCCAUGUGAGACGUUGGGCGCGGAAAUCGAUCUUUUGAUUUGUAAAAAAGUUCGAUCGGUAUGGGUCGUCGAGAGCGCGUUUUAUCGAGACGGGAUCACAUUUACUAAUAUAAUGGGCGUCUAUAAUUAAUAGAGAAAAAGGACGAAAGAAAUGGCUCUCUAUGACAAUCAACAUUGGCUCCUGUCGCACAUCAGAGACAGUUUUCUCGCGACGGACGAUACAGGUAUGUGCGACAUGGUGAUACUAGGGGAGGAUAUUCCUAAGCAGUUGAAGAAAAACAGUACCUUGCAAUGUUAUCCUGGUAUGGAAGAAAGUGACGACGAAGAUUUAGAUGUGAUGGCAGAAUCAUAUGACAUACAAAUGGAAAUGCCAUUCAGUCACAGACAGAGAUCUAAUACUGCACAAAGAUUAGAGAAAAUGGAUAUAGAAAGGAAAAAGGCCGCCAAAAUCAAACAUGUUAAAUGGGAACAUAAUCUUAGUGCUGUGACGCCUGCAGAUCAAUCAGAUCUAUUUCAAAGAAAAGAUUUUCGUAGGAAAACUCCACUUAAAAAAGGACAAUCUCUUUUGUCGGAACAACUCGAAAAAUGUCCAUAUUUACCACCAAAUCCAUUUAAAGAAUAUAUCAAAUUUGAUGGCGACACACAAGUGAGCGUUCCUGUGAGAAAGUACAGGAUAUUCAUGUGUAUGUUGCCGAAAGAGGACAGGACGUAUCCGCUUCAAGCAGCGGUGAUAGUAACAGCACGAGUGUUGGACUUUAUUGGAUUAAUUUGUUACAAAUAUGCAAUUGAACAUCCCGACCAUAAUUUGAAGUCUGUAACAAGUUACUUUAUAUAUAUAUGGGCCUUUCCCUGUUUAGAUCCACACGAAACUAUCUCCAAAUUUGAAUUCACUACACUGGGCCUGAUCGAGAUGAAGCCAAGUGAUAAAGCACGAUACAACACAAUAAGUUGCAUUGAGAAAAAAGAUGAAGAGAUCCUGGAUAGGAAAGACAAGGAGCAGGAGGAAGUUGCAAAGGACUUGGCCAAGAUGGAGGGUCAUACUACUGCGAUGGAGGCGCCGUUGUAUCAGUCAUAUAGAGUAUAUAUAAUUAACAAAAUGCGAGCAAAAACUGAGAUUCAUCUUGGAAUAUCGGGCGAAAAGAUAGAGAUAGAUCCAGUGAUAACAGGCAAAGGUGCUGCCAGAUUUUGGAAUAGACAACGAGCAGUCAGUUAUCACAUAGACAACAUCGCAUGGUGCGAAGUGACCGAGACUAAGGGAUCAAAAACUAUAUUUACGCUGGUUUAUACCCCACAAUCCAGCGCUCCGGAUAAUAUUCUGAGUCAAAGCCAUUCACUUCAUCAAUCAGCAUCUUUUAAGAAUCAUGAUUUCGAGGCGGAUUCAGUGACAGCUGAGGAGAUUGUACGAAAAAUUAAUCACAUCCUAGAGCUACAUAGCAGUCAGUCAAGGAAGGAAUAUCUCGCACAGAAGGAGAGGAAAGCAGCAAGAAGAAAGAGCUUCCAUCUGCAUAGAUGACAGCUUUAUUGGUUAUUCCGUACAAUCUUAGAUUAUUUAAAGCAUUGAAUAUUAGUAUAUCAUAAAACAUGAUCGUAAGAGUCACUCUAAGAAAUAUCUUUUCAUCACAACCGAGUUAAUAUCUCGAAUUUCGUUGACAUGCCAGAAAUGGCGAGAUGGAGAGAGAGAGAGAGAGAGAGAGAGAGAGAGAGAGAGAGAGAAGUAGAGGUCUUCU